GUGGCAGUGGUACAAGCCGUGCCGCCGGCCCGGCAGGAUCUGUGCUGGCAGCGUGGGCUGUGUGUCCCACGGUGGACGUGUGGGACCACGUUGCAGGCAGCUGGGAUGCUCUCCCGGGCAGGAGUUGAGCUCUGUGGCUAGGUAGGUGCUGUUCCUCCAUCUGGGGACAACCCCUCUUCCCAGGAGCGUGGCUCUGUUUUGUGCUGGUACCUUGUCCACCAGCUCUGCACCGGCCCCCGUGCUCCAGCACAACUGGCUGUGUGUGCCUGCCGCUCCAGACAUCAUCCCUGCGCUUGCCUUCUCGCCGUCCUGUGCCAGUGCCUUGCUCUGUCCCUCUAUCACCUGCGCCCAUGUCGGCUCUGAUGCCCCAGGACCUCGAGGCCCCCCUCGAGGUGGGGUUUUGUGCCCCGGGGAGAUGCGCAGGGCAGAGCCCGGCGGGGCAGGUGGGUCCCCGGGGCCAGGCAGGAGCCCCGGGAGGAGGAGCAGCUGUCGGAGGAGAGCCGGCUGCGUCUGAUGUCACUGCGGUGCAUGGUGGGUAAUUAUGCACGUUGCAAUGAAAAUAAUAAGGCCGGCUCCAUAGUGGUGUCUAAAAAUACUGCUAAUGCGGAGUGCCUGCUGGGCGCCUUUGUUUGUCACCUUUGGGUGUCUGCUCUGGGGCUGGCUGGGUGGAGCAGUGGGUUAGGUUUAGCAGAUGAAAUGUGGCCCCUCCAUCCCCCCCCCACAAUGGGACAUGGUGACACGGUUCCAGUGGAGACAGGGCAGGUGUUGGCAUGGGAGGUGAGGCAGGAGGCACCUGUGUGUGUUUGGGAGGUUCCAGUGCUACCUCCGUGCACAGAGCCAUGCAAGGAGUCUCGGUGGGAUAGCAAGGCUUUGUUCCCCUAGCCUAGCUUGGAGCUAGGCAUUCUCCAAGUGGUGGAGAGAAAUCUGUCCUGAUAUCCCCUGGCAAGUUCCAGCUGGUUCGAGUACAGAUCAGGAUUUGGGCCCUGGUGGUGUGGUCUGUCCAUUACUGGCAUUGUGUGGCCAGGGCAGAGCUCACUGGAGCUGGGGCUGCCACCAUGGUGUGUCCUGGUACUGACGGGACUCAGACUGUGGCAACUUGCUGCGCUCUGGCUGUGCAAAGCUGGGAGGGAGGAAGGGAUAUGCCCCUGGAACAGAGGGAAAUCAUGUGAUAGGUGCUGGGGGGCACCUGGGUGCUGGCCAAGGGCUGCCCAGCACUCUGAUGUCCACUCCGUGGGUUCUGCCUAGAUGCUCUCGGUGCAGCUCUGGCUGCUGCUGUAGUCCCUCCAUCUGCUGCCAGGCACUGGAAGCUCCUGCUGCCGUGGAGGGAGAGGCUUGCAGGGGUGGCAAGAGCCAUCUGGCUGGCAGGCUGGCAGGGGGAAGGUGUUGUGUGGCAGGGCAGCAGCAGAGGGCUGGGGAGGGCGGGAAACACUGAGCCCGUGUGCCUGGGUCUCAAUGACGAGUCUCUUCCGCAUUGUGUGCAGGGAGGUCAGAGAGGUGGCGGCUGCUCUUGGUUCCCAGCUGGUGCUUGUGGUGGGCUCUAACUCCAGCUGUCAGCUGUGGGAGCUGAGCCUUGUCCCUCUUCACUGUGGAGCAAACAGGGAGAUGUCACCCUGCUGGCUUGCUGGGCUGCUUUGCCUUUAGGGUCAUGGCUGCGUUCUUGGGGCCCUUCACUGGAGAGGGAGUGUCGCUGCUGCCUCUGUUCUUGCCAGGUGCACACUCUGACCUCUGAAGCCACGCAUAGCAGUGGUGUUCCCCUGAGCAGUGAAACACACUGUCCCUACCUGCUGGGCUGUGUGGCUCCCUUUGGUGAGUGAGGAACAAGGAAUGGGGUAGGAGACUUUGCAAAUCCCAUUGAUCCACACCAUGGAAGCUGUGUGUUUACAUCUGCCUGUCCAGGACCAGGGCCCUGUGAGGGGAAUUGAUCAAGCUGUAAAACCUAGAGCCAGCUAAUGAAAUAGGGACUAUAGAUUUUUAUUUUAAAUGGAAGAGAGUUUAGGAGAGAUUUAAUUAUCCUUGGUUUAUGGACCUGUUAGAGGAAUGAAAUAACAGCUGGCAGGUAAGGGCUGGGUUUUAGCUCACAGCACUUUUCUCCCAGGUUGUCUGCAGAACUGCUCAAGUCCUGCCACCCAGGGUAGAGUGGGGAAUGAUGUAAAGUCACUUGGAGCAGAGUUAGACGGGGUGAAGUCCUGCUUAUCCUGCUGGGUGUCCCUGCUUCCUGCUGGGCGUACGUGUUCUGAAGUAGCAGAGGGGCUGGCCCUGGGCAAUUGGGGCUGGUGUAAGAACAGCCGUCCUUGGUCCCUGGGGCUUGGUGUGGGCUGGUCCUUGUGCUAGUGGACAGCAGAGAGUUCAGGAGCCCUGUACUCACUGGGCUGUCUCCCUCUAGGUGUCAUUUUCCUGGGGCUGUGGGCACUGAGCUGUCACUGACGCUCAUGUACCUGCGCAGUGUGUGGAGUUUGUAAAGGAGAGCUGCAGAGCGCUGGGAUUUGCUGGGCUCAGCUGCGUGUUGGACACAAGCUGUAACGCUGUCACUACAGCCACUCCUCCUGUGUGCAUCCACUCCACUGUCACGUGAGGCCGGCCGCGGGGCACGGCUCGGGAGGUGGUGGUGGCAGGCGGCACGGCGCUGGUUUUCAGCAGAAAAGCCUGGCUUCUGGAUGCUUUUGGGGUUUUCACCUCUUUAUUGAGGAGCUGGGGCACAACAUUUUCCCAUGAUCCCUUGUCUCCCUGCUUGGAUCAGUCUGGAGAAACAUGGUUUAUCACCUGCUGUGUGUGGGUAAUUAGUUGGCCAAGGGGUUUGUGUACCCACCUUGCAGGCACAGCCUGUAGGGUGCCAGUCUGAUGUGUCCAGAGGCUGCUAAAACAUCCAAGGAAGCUGCUGGUGUUGGGGAGCUCUCCCAGAGCCCUCUGACAUUGAUGCAGGAACUUGGGAGAGGCAAGCCUUGAGCCCCGCGGUCAUGGAGCUCCAUGAGGAUGUUGUGUGGCUGCCUGAGACAGGUCAGUUCCAGAGGGGAGCGGUGUGGAUCUGUGCUGUCGGCUCACAAGGGUGUUGGGAGAAGCCAGCCUUGGCUGGCUGCUGACUGAGAGCCUGCUGACUCUGUGGGCAGCAGAGCUGCACCAUGGUGCUUAUCCUUUCCUCCACCCUUGCACCUGCAAAUCCUCAGUGUUUCAGGGCAGGAGCUGUUUCCUGGAGGGCACAAGCAGACCAUGGGUCCCAUGUCCAGUGUGGCAUAUAUGGGUUUUCUGGAGUGGGGUGGUUUGGGAGGGCUCCACACUUUGCUCUGUGCAUGGCAGAGGAUGAGGUUGAGCAGUGUCCCCAACAAGCAGUGCUCGUUGCAGGCCUUGGGAAUAUUAUUUUCCAGCUGCAGUCUGGUCCCUGGAGACCUGCUCUCACUGGCUUCAGAACUGUAGUUCUGGGUCUUCCUUGGCUACCCUGGAAAGCAGGAUGAGGGUUUUUAGUUCAACCGUGCAGAGCAGAGGACUGGCCUGCAAUGUGUUAGGAGCUGCUUUCUCUCAGCCUGUGAGAGCCUGUGUCUUGGUGAUCCAGGCCUCUGGCAUCCCUCGCUGUUGCCCCUGGGAAGGGAGGGCCCAUGUUCUGGUCCUUCUUCCCCCAGGCCUGGCAGUGCUGAGGCACGGUCCCCUCUGGCAGGUUGUCUUUUCCCUGCCGUGCUGGUGGAGCUCCCUAGCUGCGUUUGCAUUUUGAGUGUCUUAGUUGGUUUUCUCUCCAUGCCUGUGCUUUGGGAAACUGGUGAACAAUAAAAAUCUGCCGUUGAGAGCUGUAGCAGAGGUCAGGCAGCUCCUGUGCCCCAGGCUGCUCUCUUGUCACCACAGUUGCGCUUUGUGCGCGGGGGCUGUCAGCUUGAAAGUCAUGUUUUUGCUCUUAAAACCAACCUCAGGCACUGGUGUGGGGUUCUCUGAGUGAUGUACAGGGACAUAUUGCAGCAAAUCUCCUUUGCACUUAGGGUAGUGGUCACUUCCUGUUUUGGUGCAUCUUGUAUGCAGCCUCUUGGCAAAUUUUUAAUCAAGGACAAAGGAGGGUAAAUGGUUGCUGAAAAUCAUGAGUUUCUUUGAGCUCCUCUCUGAAAAUGAUCGUUGCAGGUUGUUGGUGUCCCUGCAGGCUUCUUAAAAUGCAAAACAAACCACCCAGCCCAACUUCCUGACUGUCACUAGCGCUUUCAAGAGACGCUUCGUUUUGCUGAGUGGUAACGAAACUGCUCUUUGACAUCCACCAGCUCCUGGCUCUGCCUGUAUCCCUUUGCAGGAGCUGCUCUGACUGAGCGCAGUGGAGAGCAGUGGGGAAGGUGUCUAGAGCCUGGCCCCUCCUGCCCUCGGCCACUCACUUGGCACAUGCCAUUAACACUGUCUACAGCAUGUAGACAGCAGGCUGGACUCAGAGAGAUGCUUGUGGAGAGGUGACAGAUGAGCUAGGGACUUCAGGGAUGCUGUGUGGAGAAGGGAAAGAUGAGUGAUCCCUCCUCCCUGUGCUGGCUCUGUCCCAGGAGAGACUGGGUCUGGUUUAGGAAAGGGCUUUCUGAAAUGUGAACUAAAAGUGAAGGGCAGAGGAGUAUAGAAUCCUGAAGAGCAGUGUCUCAUAGUAGGAAGGAAAGGAAGGACCAGGGAGGCUAGCCAGGCAGCAGGUUGGGGAUGGACAUAGUGGCAUUUGCUCUUUUCCUCCCACCUAUGUGUAACUGAGCUGUUGAAAGUGGCUGCUGCAAGAUGCCUGGGCAGACAGAGGUGUGUGUAGUUCAGCAUGCUUCUGUUCAGGGGAGAAGAGGCCACCCAGGAGAGAGGAGGACACAGCCCAUUCCUUGAUGCUGCUGAACUACAGAGGUGGCCAAGCUGGAUCCAGUUGCUGCACCUGCAGCCUUCUGGUCAUGCUAUUCAGGUCGUGCUGGUGUUUCUAGGGCAAAUAAAGGAAGGUGGAGAUCUCUGCAGAUUAUUUACCCUGUCCUAAGGAAAGGAUGGCUUGUUGCAAGCUUACUGUUUAUCUGUGUUCACUUGGCUUUGAACUUGCCGGAUGGUGUCACUUGGGGUAGGUGUCAGGUGUGGAUGCUGCCUCUGAGGUCUUGGCUUGCUACAGGCUCUGGCUCUUGGGGAAGAAGGUGCUGCUAGUUCUCCCUCUGCAGUGCAGCUCAGCCAUGCUAUUAGACAUCAGAGAAUCCACGUGGGAGAGAUCGACAGGAAACUGGGCGUUAUCAGUUCCGCUGCCUGUGCAGCUACUCGCUCCUCAUGUCAGCAUCCUCCACGUGUGUAUGGCUGGAGGCGUUUGAUGGGAGUGCUGUCAGCCCGGGGGUGGGAGUGGGUGGCGUGUGAUCACGGCGGAGGCGUCCUGCCUCCACUGCCAGUGAACUCAGUUCCACCGGGUGUGUGGAGCAGGGAGGGAGCUCCUUGCUCCCCCAUCUCCACUGUGAAGAAGCACUUCACCCUGCUGAUGCUGGGGUGUCCCAUGUCCUCUGGUGUUCGUGUUGGGCCUUGGAUAGGGUAGGGACACUCCUGCUGCUCCUCCUUCCCUGCAGUCUGAGAGCUUCUGUGUUUUUGGUGCCAGUUUCUUCACGCUUUUUUCCUAGGCUCUGGGGAGAAAAGAGUAGGAUCUUGGGCCUCUUUCUCUCCCUGGACUUGUGUGAGAGGCCCAGGAGAAUGUGGAGGUGAAGCAUUGGCACGCUGAGUGUUGAGGAGAGCACAGGGCAGACCAAGCCUUCAGUGGGAGAUGUGCUCUCACCACUGGAUCACCCUGGCUAAUCCUGUAUCAGACCUGACCUAUAUAUGGGGCAAGGGAGGUGGCAUGUCUGUGGCAGCAGAUGGUCUCUUAAAGAGCCUGGGCUCAGGGAGACUUCGUCCUGCUGGCCCCUGGCUAUCCUUAAGGAAAAGAUGGGCCACCUGUCGGCUGUAGAGCAUCCAGGUUCAGCCUGAGCAGCCCCUGCACGUAGAGAGCUAUCUAAAGCUUACGGGCUGUCCCAGGCGUGUCACAAGUUUCUGUGGCUGGACUGGGAUCCCUUGUCCUGGCCCAGAAGCAUUGACCAGCCUUACCAGCCUUGCUGUAGCAUCUUUUGGGCCCCUCACAUGGCUUUUCAGGCAGAGCUCUGUACUUGGAGCAGUGUGAUGUUGGAGUCUGUGUGCAUGGCUGUGUCCCUGAGACAGUGUGGGCAGAGCUGUUUCCACACACACACAUCUAAUCCUGCGGCUGGAUGUGUGGUGCCCCGUCCUCACUGGGCACAGCCAUGUGCAGUGUGGCUGAUCCAGCCUGGCUGGGCAGGGAGCGUGAGCAGCGUGUGAGCUGCGUUCCAUCGAUGGCUUCUCCUGAUGCCGUCCUGAGGACAUCAAUAGCUGCUGCCUACGGGGAAGCUGGUGAUGCUGGAGCGGGUCUGGAGGGAGUGUCUGCACAGAUAUCCACCAUCUGUGGCCUCUGCCUGCUGCCGGUGCUCUGCCCAGGAUCAGACCGUGUCCUGGCAAUCCUGUGAAGGCGCAGUGCUACCUCUGCCUACAAACAAUGGCAAGGUCAAAGGACAGAGUGCUGUUUUCCUUCGCUUCCCUGUAGUCCCCAGCUCCUGAAGCAAAGAGGUUGUAGUGGAACAGACCUGGAGGGUGGUUGUUCAGGUUUGGGCUGAUUCAAUGCUUUGGCUCUUCCUGCUGGAGUUCUUGCUUGAGUGCGUGGCUCUGACACCAUCAUAGGUCUGCCUUGCUGUGCUGCCUUCCUGUCCUGUCUGUCCCCUACCAUGGGGACAGAAGCAGUUGGCCGUGGUGCUACAGAGGUAGAGGGAUCUUGCCCCAGAAUGCUGUAUGUCCCGGAGGAUCCUUGAGCCUGGUGUAGUUCCUCCUGCACGCCUGGAUUCGGGGUGAAGAGGUGAGAGCCUUGAGAGGGCCCUGAAGGGACCUGGGCACAGGGCUGAAAUCUGGCAAAGCUGAAUCCGACUGCUCAUCGCAACAGUGAGCUACUGAAUUGUUAAAUCGUCAGUCUGAGGUUUUCUUUGAAAGGGGUGAUGCUACAAAUUAAUUAGCUCCCUUUUGGUUGUUAGCACUUUAAAGCCCAGCUGUCAGGGGAGGGCUGGUUUAUAGGCAUUACAUCAGGGCUGCCGGCUGGCUCGCUCGCCUACCUGGGAAUUUCUAAGUGUGCGUUGUAACCGGGGGAAAUUUGGCUCUGAUGCAGCAUCUGGCGCUCAGUGAAGCUGCUGCGAUGUGCUGUUCUGAGCACGGGGAUUUGACUGGUGCCUGAGCGGUGCUGCUGGGGCACACGGGGAGCCCGUGGCUCGGCCUCUUGGUGUGCAACUCCCGGGGAGCCGGUGGCUCUGCCUCUCGGCAUCCAGCUCUCAGCGUUAGCCACCAGCCGGGUGACUCGUUAGCCACCAGCCGGGUGACUCGCUCAGGUGAGCUGCAGGUGUGCAGGAGAUGGGCCGAGGAGUUCCUGCUUCUUGCUUAAUUAAUGUGAGAGAAUAGGAGGCUUUUCUGAAGCAAAAGGGGCUUUUCUGGUGCGUAAAAGUUUGAACUGGCUACAGAUGCCCUGGGAGAGCUGUCGGUGCGGGCAAAGGGUUCGAUGUCCUAAGCGGGAGGGGAGUAGCUCCUCCGUGCUCCCGUCGGAGCGCGGAAGGUGGUGGGGAGCUGAGCCCCUGCUUCCCCGCCCGCGGGUUUUUCUGUCCACCAGCACAGAAGCACGGCGACUUCCGGGCACACGGGACUGCCGUCCCCGCGGCCCAGCGGGCCCACGGAGCUGCCAGCCCGGCGAGCAGGGGCCCGGGAGUGAUGCGGGGACACAGCCGCAGAAUUCAAGGUGCUGGUGUCUUGCCCUGCCUGGAGCCUGAGGUCCCGUGUGCCCAUCCGCCUCCCGACGUCACCAAUGCGACCAUGGGAACUGGCAGUGAAUAGGCGGCCGCCCUCUGCCCCUUUUGCCCAGCGCCGUUUCUCGGGGGGACCCUGCAGCAGCCCCGACCACCUCCGGCGAAGCCCCUCUGCCAGGCGUCAGUGGGGACGACGCGAUCGACCUCUGGCAACCCUGCUGGGCCAGGAUGAGCCCCAGGUGCACCCUGCCUUCCCCCAGCAGCCGCACAUCCCUGUAGAUGAGCCCCGCGCCUACGCUCUUCCCAGCACGCCGCCACGAAUGCUUCACCCAGCCUCUCACCCACCCCACCAGAACCCAUUCAUGGUGGAUCUGCAUGACCAGGUGCACCAGGGACCUGUCCCUCUCUCCUACACGGUUACCACCGUAACGACGCAAGGCUUCCCCAUCCACGCUGGCCAGCACAUCCCUGGGUGCAGCACCCAGCAGCUCCCAGCAUGCUCAGUGAUGUUCAGCGGACAGCACUACCCGCUCUGCUGCCUCCCACCCCCGCUGAUUCAGGCAUGUGCCAUGCAACAACUUCCCGUCUCCUACCAGACAUUCCCCCCCAUCAUCUCCAGCGACCAUUACAUCCUGCACCCACCCCCGCCGCCGGUGCCCCCCCACCAGCCGCCCCACAUGGCCCCCCUGGGGCAGUUUGUACCUCUCCAAGCCCAGCAUCCACGUAUGCCUCUGCAGAGGAUAGACAAUGACGUGGACCUGCGAGGGGAGCAGCACCCCAUCGCAGGCUUCACAUACCCUCCGUCUCACCACGCUCCCACGCUGUCGCCCUCCAUGCCGCUGCAUUACCUCCCCCACGAUCCGCUGCACCAAGAACUGCCAUUUGGCGUGCCAUACCCCCAUAUGAUGCCCCGGCGGCUGAACACCCAGCGGUACCGGCUGCAACAGGCGCUGCCCCCACCGCCACCCCCUCCACCGCCUCCUCCCUACUAUCCGAGCUUCCUGCCCUAUUUCCUUUCUAUGCUUCCUGUGUCGCCAACAGCCGUGGGGCCCACGAUCAGCUUAGACCUGGACGUGGAUGAUGUGGAGAUGGAGAAUUAUGAGGCACUGCUGAACUUGGCCGAGCGGCUGGGGGAGGCCAAGCCACGGGGACUCACCAAAGCAGACAUCGAGCACCUCCCGUCCUACCGCUUCAACCCUGAGAGCCACCAGUCUGAGCAAACCCUGUGCGUUGUGUGCUUCAGCGACUUUGAGGCCCGGCAGCUUCUCCGCGUCCUGCCCUGCAACCACGAGUUCCACGCCAAGUGUGUCGACAAAUGGUUAAAGGCAAACCGCACGUGCCCGAUCUGCCGGGCAGACGCGUCGGAGGUGCAGCGGGAGGCGGACUGAGGCUGGCGGGCGCUGUGCCGCACAAUUCGCUAGAGGACAAGGACGCCGGGCUGGGGCGGGGGCUGCUGCCCGCUGCUAGGGCCUGACCCUGCGCUUACCCCCCCUCCCCAAAGCCUCUCCUCGGAUGUGGUGAGCAUUGAGCAGUCUGGGCUCCCGGCCAGCCCUCCUCCUCCCCGCCGGGGCACGGACUCAGCCGGACGCCUGCCCGCUGCGCUCCCAGGGCCCCGAAUCGUGUUGUGCUGGAGGCGGGAGGUGCGUGGCCAUGCCCUCUGCGCUCCAAAGACGCUGUUGUUGCUCCAUCA
This is a messenger RNA of Vidua chalybeata, 9456 nucleotides long. RefSeq names its product ring finger protein 44 (gene RNF44). The transcript has 11 exons. NCBI's taxonomy places the organism in Eukaryota, Metazoa, Chordata, Aves, Passeriformes, Viduidae. The record is from RefSeq and is a predicted model, not a curated record. The coding region runs from base 7826 to 9154 and encodes 442 amino acids.